UUCCGUUCUCAAACAUUCUAGAAUCUUCAGGACUCGAUAAAAGCAGCUGCUGCGCGCCACUAUUCAAUACUCUUCAAAGUGACCGCGUGGAGGACGCGUCGCUGCUCCAAGGAAAUUUUCUCUCGUCGAGCUCGUCUUCUUCUCGAAUAAGGACUGCGAUUACGACGCAAGUGCAUUCGUGUGCUUUUAAUUCAGCUGUGAUCAACAUCUGUCUAACAUCAGUUAAAUAAUAAACUGAAAAAGAUGCCAGAGGACGUAAGCAUGGCGGAUGCUAACGAUGUUGAGACCUUCGCCUUCCAGGCCGAGAUCGCUCAGUUGAUGAGCCUGAUUAUUAAUACCUUCUACUCGAACAAGGAAAUAUUCAUCCGAGAAUUGAUCUCCAAUUCGUCCGAUGCAUUGGACAAAAUACGAUAUGAAUCUCUCACAGACCCAUCCAAGCUGGAUACAUGCAAGGAACUGUUCAUUAAGAUUGUACCAAACAAAAAUGACCGUACCUUGACAAUUCUUGAUUCUGGCAUUGGUAUGACCAAAGCUGAUCUUGUAAACAAUCUGGGUACUAUUGCCAAGUCUGGUACAAAGGCAUUCAUGGAAGCCUUGCAGGCAGGUGCUGAUAUUUCCAUGAUUGGACAGUUUGGUGUAGGUUUCUACUCGGCGUAUCUCGUGGCUGACAAAGUCACUGUAAUCUCGAAGCACAAUGACGAUGAGCAAUACUUGUGGGAAUCUGCCGCUGGAGGUUCAUUCACUGUUCGUCCUGACAAUGGCGAACCCAUUGGACGAGGCACAAAGAUUAUCUUGCACAUCAAGGAAGAUCAAACGGAAUAUUUGGAGGAAUCAAAAAUCAAGGAGAUUGUAAAGAAACAUUCUCAAUUCAUUGGCUAUCCCAUCAAGCUCGUUGUAGAGAAGGAGCGUGAUAAGGAACUGAGCGAGGAUGAGGAGGAGGAACCUGCAAAGGAGGGCGAGACUGAAGACGAAAAGCCAAAGAUCGAAGAUGUCGGUGAGGAUGAGGAAGAGGAUAAACCCAAAGAUGAGAAAAAGAAGAAGAAGAAGACUAUCAAGGAGAAGUACACUGAAGACGAGGAAUUGAACAAGACGAAACCAAUCUGGACAAGGAAUCCAGAUGACAUUACGCAGGAAGAGUAUGGUGAAUUCUACAAGAGCUUGACCAAUGAUUGGGAAGAUCACUUAGCUGUGAAACAUUUCUCUGUAGAGGGGCAGUUGGAAUUCAGAGCGCUGCUGUUUAUUCCACGUCGUGCACCAUUUGAUCUGUUUGAGAACAAGAAGAGGAAGAACAACAUCAAGUUGUAUGUACGACGUGUCUUCAUCAUGGACAACUGCGAAGACUUGAUUCCUGAGUAUCUGAACUUCAUCAAAGGUGUUGUAGACAGCGAAGAUCUGCCUUUGAAUAUCUCUCGUGAAAUGUUGCAACAGAAUAAGAUCUUGAAAGUUAUCAGGAAAAAUCUUGUUAAGAAGUGCUUGGAGCUCUUUGAAGAAUUGGCGGAGGAUAAGGAGAACUAUAAGAAGUGCUAUGAGCAAUUCAGCAAGAAUCUGAAACUGGGUAUCCAUGAGGACAGCCAAAACAGGAAGAAGCUUUCAGAGUUGCUGCGCUAUCACACUUCUGCAUCUGGUGACGAAAUGUGUUCGCUUAAAGAUUACGUCGGCAGGAUGAAAGAUAGCCAGAAGCACAUUUACUACAUCACUGGCGAGAGUAGGGAGCAGGUCGCCAACAGCUCAUUUGUGGAGCGCGUAAAGAAGCGCGGUUUCGAGGUCGUCUAUAUGACUGAACCUAUUGAUGAGUACGUCGUCCAGCAGUUGAAGGAAUUUGAUGGAAAGCAGUUGGUAUCAGUCACAAAGGAGGGCUUGGAAUUGCCAGAGGAUGAGGAGGAAAAGAAGAAGCGCGAGGAAGACAAGGCCAAGUUCGAGAACCUUUGCAAAGUCAUGAAGGAUAUCUUGGACAAAAAAGUCGAAAAGGUAGUUGUAUCCAACAGAUUGGUCGAUUCGCCUUGCUGUAUCGUCACGUCACAGUAUGGUUGGACGGCGAAUAUGGAAAGGAUCAUGAAGGCGCAAGCUCUCCGAGAUACAUCCACCAUGGGAUACAUGGCCGCGAAAAAGCAUUUGGAGAUCAAUCCCGAUCAUCCUAUCAUGGAGAAUUUGAGGCAAAAGGCUGAAGCUGAUAAGCACGAUAAGUCUGUUAAAGAUCUAGUCAUGUUGCUGUUCGAGACUGCUCUCCUGUCAUCUGGUUUCGCCCUCGAGGAUCCUCAGGUUCACGCAUCCAGAAUAUACAGGAUGAUCAAACUCGGUUUGGGCUUUGAUGAUGAGGAUACGCCGACUCCCGAAGAUGAAAAGAUGGAGACGGAAGUACCGACGUUGGAGGGUGAUGCGGAAGAAGCGUCGAGGAUGGAAGAAGUAGAUUAAGAUUUAUGUAUUAAGUUCUUAUUUAGAUUCAUCCAUCCAUAAAAAAAUACAAAAAAAUAUUUAGCGUUUUUUUUUUUUUAA
Molecule: messenger RNA, 2493 nt
Organism: Formica exsecta
Lineage: Eukaryota; Metazoa; Arthropoda; Insecta; Hymenoptera; Formicidae
Gene: Hsp90
Product: heat shock protein 83
Exons: 3
Coding region: 244-2412 (722 amino acids)
Biological process (GO): protein folding; cellular response to heat; protein stabilization
Cellular component (GO): plasma membrane; perinuclear region of cytoplasm; protein-containing complex
Molecular function (GO): ATP binding; disordered domain specific binding; ATP-dependent protein folding chaperone
Source: RefSeq, a predicted model, not a curated record